Penicillium argentinense is the source of this 1803-nucleotide messenger RNA. Its product is annotated as hexokinase family protein. The record is from RefSeq and is a predicted model, not a curated record. Lineage: Eukaryota; Fungi; Ascomycota; Eurotiomycetes; Eurotiales; Aspergillaceae. Gene Ontology annotation, molecular function: D-glucose binding; ATP binding; fructokinase activity. Bases 1 to 1803 code for a protein of 600 amino acids. The transcript is spliced from 3 exons. Gene Ontology annotation, cellular component: cytosol; mitochondrion. Gene Ontology annotation, biological process: intracellular glucose homeostasis; glucose 6-phosphate metabolic process; glycolytic process.
AUGGCGUCGGUCAAUUCAAUAUCGUCCGAAAAGGACAAUGACGAGGACCGUGACAUCAUGCAUGAGGAUGUCAUCGAGGACGAGGAGCCCGAGGAGCCCAGCUCCGAGCUGGAUCCCGCCCAAAAAGAAGAUCUCGAGCACCAUCAGCGCCUCGAUGACUUCCUCGCCCCGCUCUGUCUCGACGAGGCCGUGCUGUAUCGGCUGGCCCGCCGCUUCUCCAGCACAUACCGCCAUUUGGCCCUGACUUCAGACCAGCAAUUCUUGCCCACGCCCGUCACCCAGUUGCCCACCGGACAGGAAACCGGUCGCUACCUGGCCAUCGACGUCGGUGGAAGCAACCUGCGCGUGGCCUUUAUCGAGUUACUAGGUGAAGCUGUCGAGGAGUCGGAGAGUCGCCCUGCCGAUGCAUCGGAAAGAUCCCGCGACACCAUCCGCAAGGCGCAGCGACAGCGCGUGAAGCGUACGCUGGAGCGGGCAUGGCCGAUCCAGGAGCAUUUGAAGAUGGACAAGGCCGAUGACCUGUUUGCCUGGAUUGGCGAUUGCAUUGCAGAGGUGGUGGCCGAGAGUCUCACCUCGGACGAUACCAAGAAAGAUAUUCCUGCGGAACUGGACAUGGGCAUUACCUUUAGUUUCCCCAUCAUGCAAGAAUCGCUGGCCGAGGCUACAUUGAUGCCCAUGGGCAAAGGCUUUGCCAUCACUUCCAAUCUCAACCUGCGCAAAAUUCUGCUGAAUGGCUACGAAAAGCACACCAGGAGGCCCGAAGAUGAGGAUGAGCCAUCCUCGAAACGCCGCAAGCUGUUUGCCCUCCCUAAAUUAAAGAUCCAGGCAAUCACAAACGAUACCGUGGCGACGCUGGCUUCGCUCGCCUACGCCGUCAAAUCGCUGCCCAAUAGUCGAGUCGCCAUGGGCAUUAUCGUGGGCACAGGAUGCAACGCAACCAUCCCCAUGAAACUGAACUCCCUGCACGAAUCCAAAGCCAAGAACGUCAAUGCCAUGAACGCCGACGCCGUAGAAACCAUUGUCAACACCGAAUGGACCAUAUCCGGCGCCGCACCACCCCUGCGAGAAUUGAAUGUCACUACCAAAUGGGAUGUCGAGCUAGACCGCGCCUGCGCACGCCCGGGCUUCCAGCCAUUCGAGUAUAUGACCGGCGGCCGAUACAUUGGCGAAUUGAUCCGGCUGAUCCUUUUCGACUACCUCACCGAAGUGGCGGGCCUCUCAAAACGGAUCCUGCCCGCCAAUCUAAUCCAAGAAUACGCCCUAACCACCUCGUAUAUCUCCGACAACGUCGCCCGCGCCCGGUCCGAUUCCGAACUCGCGCAGAAACUCAACCUCACCCUCCCACCCCCGAGAGCAGCGACUGGCGCUGGGACGCGCGAACAGCAGGCGCCUUCCGCCGCAUCGCCCGGACAGUCCAGAGACGAUCGGCCGCUGAAGGAGGAUAGCAACGGGAACACACCCGAGAACGCCGCCUCGCCGCAAAGCAACGGCGACGCUCCUACGACCCCAGACAACACGGCCCUGCCCACUCCCAGUGUGAGCAACAGCUUCCACGGCCAUGUAGUCCCCGUCCUCCAACCUGCGGCGGACUGGCAGUCAGGUCCGGAGGAGCUGGUCGUUGCAUACACGGGCGGCAUCAUCCAGCACUAUCCCCAGUUCAAGGAGAUGUGCCAGCAGCACAUCGACCGGCUGAUUAUGCGGACGGGUCCGCAGCAGGGAGGCAAGUCUGUUUUCUUGCGCGAGGCUUCCGACGGCGGAGUUAUUGGGGCGGGCGUUUUGGCGGGCAUGGUCGUGAGCAAGUAA